UCACAUCCCGCGCCUGCAAUUUCAAAAAUGGCGGACGUUUGACCCUCUCAGCUGCCUCGCAGGGAAGCUCUCUGGCGUCGCCACUAGUAAACGGUUCACCUCUGCUACCCACGUGACUAGCAGACAGGAACAUGACCUCGACUUCUAAGCGGUAGGAUAAAAUAUUUUCGCCUGCGUGCGUGAACGCGUCGACGAGAUCAAUGGAUCAGACUAAAGAGCAAAAUGACGAUUACGGCUACAACUUGUUUCCGGAGCGAAAGAAGAGCAAGUACCAGAAAGGCUCGAUUGGGGAAAGCUUGUUCACCUUCAGCCACAAAUGUCAGAUUAUGCUGCAUGUCGCAGUGGAGACAAAUCCGUACGCAAAAGUUCUCCUCGGAGCCCUGAAGAACUCAGGCUGCGCAGUGUACAAAGACAGACAUUUCUCCUGUGAGGACUGUGACGGAACCGUUAGUGGCGGCUUUGAUGCCACAACAUCUCAAGUGAGAGGAACUGCUUCAGAACGGUCAUACGUGAUAUAUGAUCGAUCAUUGAUUGUGUUGUGUCAGAACAACAUUCACCAACAGGCUCACAUGAACAGAGUGGUCACACAUGAGCUCAUUCAUGCGUUCGAUCACUGUCGUGCACAUGUUGACUGGUUCAAUAACUUCAAGCACUUGGCUUGCUCAGAGAUUCGGGCAGCCAGUCUCAGUGGAGACUGCUCAUUCAGCAACGAAGUCGCUAGGUUUAAUUUUGGCCUUAAAAAGCACCAUCAGGAGUGUGUGCGGGACCGUGCGACACGGUCUAUCCUUGCUGUGAGGAAGAUAAGCAAAGAGGAGGCGGUGAAAACGGUCGACGAGGUGUUCGACAGCUGCUACAAUGAUCACGAACCCUUCGGCCGCAUACCACACAGUAAAAAAGACGCCAGGUUCGCCUACAGAGAUUUUGAGAACAGAGACCGAUACUAUGAAAACUUAUAGGUGUCAGUCACCAGUGUGAAUAAAGGGAAAUAUUUGACCUAAUCCAUGCAGCAUGCUAUUUUGUUAUAUAAUCCAGUUGCAUAUUUAAUUAAUUGUGAUUUGGUUCAAUGCACUGAAUAAAUUGUGAUUUUUUUUUCUAACAUACAAUGUAAUGCUUUCCUAAAUAUGUUUUAAAUAGGACGACCCAGAAUAAUAAUGGUGCCAAAAGACACCAUUUUAGAUAAUUUUUUUUGUAUUAUAUGUAAUAAAGACAACUCGUAAUUUUGCUGA
Ictalurus punctatus (channel catfish) is the source of this 1226-nucleotide messenger RNA. RefSeq names its product ATP23 metallopeptidase and ATP synthase assembly factor homolog (gene atp23). The coding region runs from base 201 to 956 and encodes 251 amino acids. Gene Ontology annotation, cellular component: extrinsic component of mitochondrial inner membrane. Lineage: Eukaryota; Metazoa; Chordata; Actinopteri; Siluriformes; Ictaluridae. The record is from RefSeq and is a predicted model, not a curated record. Gene Ontology annotation, biological process: mitochondrial protein processing; mitochondrial proton-transporting ATP synthase complex assembly. Gene Ontology annotation, molecular function: metalloendopeptidase activity. The transcript has 6 exons.